CCGAUCUGCCCUUCCCACCUCCGCAUCCUCACACACCCCAGCGACCAGCACUGCCCGCACUGCACACGCUCGUCAAUCCACAGCGCUCCACUCUCACCCGCUCCAGCCGCGCUGCCCGCGCCGUGCCCGCCUGCCCGCCAUGAUCCUGCUCGAGUCGGAGAACGUCAUCAUCCGCGAGUUCCUCACCUCGCGCUUCGAGACCCCCGCUGCCGUGGACCAGACCUUUACCGACUUUGAUGGUGUCGCCUACCACCUCGAGAGCUCAAAGGCCGGCCCCCUGACGCUCAGCAUCGACAUCCGCUGCUGGCGCGAGCUCGAGGCGUGCGGCGCCUCGGACGUGCUGCGCCGCGAGUACGGCGCCUAUCUGCGUGCACAGCCCGAGCCCGAGUACUCCGUCACGCUCGAGCUCGACUAUGCUAGCGUGCCGCAGGACCCUGCCGAGCGCACGGCGCUCAUCCACUCGCUCUCGCUGCUGAAGCGGAAUCUGAUGGCCGCGCCCUUCGAGCGGGCCUUUGCUUUGCAGAAGCAGCUCGAGGCUGCCGCCAACCCGGACCCAGCGGCCGCAGCAGCUGCCGCAUCCAGCGUGCCGGCCGGCGCCACGGACAUCAUGUCGAUCAACUACCGCGACGACGAGGCCAUCUACAUUGUGCCUGGCAGCGACCGUGUCACCGUCGUCUUCAGCACGACGUUCAAGGAGGAGACGGACCGCAUCUUUGGCAAGGUAUUCCUGCAGGAAUUCGUCGACGCACGGCGCCAGCCGUCGAUCCAGAAUGCGCCGCAGGUGCUGUACAGCAACCGCGAGCCGCCGCUGGAGAUCCGCUCCAUCUCGGGGCUCAACCGCGGCGAGAGCGUGGGCUACGUGACGUUCGUCCUCUUCCCGCGGCAUUUCCAGACUCCCGAGGUGGCCUUCUCGACGAUUUCGCACAUUCAGCUCUUCCGGGACUACCUGCACUACCACAUCAAGUGCUCAAAGGCAUACAUGCACUCGCGCAUGCGCCACCGCGUCGCCGAGUUCCUCAAGAUUCUCAACCGCGCCAAGCCGGAGCAGGCCGAGAAGGAGCGGAAGACGGCCAGCGGCCGCUCGUUCCGCCGGGCAUAGCGGCUGGGCUGCUCAGGAACGUGAUGCGGAAUGAGAUGAACGUACUGCUCACAGCUGUGUGGACGAGGCAUGUCAGCCGUCAACGCCAGCUGGAGGCGAUUGGUGGCUCGCCGAGAGGUCACCCGUGUGUGCAGCGUAUACCCACUCGGCCAGCACCUGCUCUGACAGGCAUUGCCCAGGAGCUUCUUCCCUAAUCACGACUGUCACUGGCUCCGCCUGAGUGCACUAGGCUAGCGUCAGGGUGCCGCGCGGCGCUCCAGGUCUCACGUAGACGAGCCCACAGGUCAA
Molecule: messenger RNA, 1387 nt
Organism: Tilletiopsis washingtonensis
Lineage: Eukaryota; Fungi; Basidiomycota; Exobasidiomycetes; Entylomatales
Product: putative ARC35-subunit of the Arp2/3 complex
Exons: 7
Coding region: 140-1099 (319 amino acids)
Biological process (GO): actin filament polymerization; Arp2/3 complex-mediated actin nucleation
Cellular component (GO): actin cytoskeleton; Arp2/3 protein complex
Molecular function (GO): structural constituent of cytoskeleton; actin filament binding
Source: RefSeq, a predicted model, not a curated record